AGGAGGGUCGCGGCGGCGGCUGCAGGCUUCGCUAUGGGCCGCGCUUCCGCGGCGGUGCCGCCCGCAGCCCGCCCGCCCGGCUCUGCGCAGCGGCUCUCGGGGCGCAGCACGGGGGCGCGGCGGCCGCUGCCCGGCCCUGCCGGUGCGCUCGAGCGGCUGGGCAGGUGCUGAGCCUCCUCCGAGCCGGGUCUCCCCGCCUCCCCGAGCCCGGCCGCCGCAGUGCACAUGGGCCGCUGGAGGUAGAUGGGCUCCGGGCCCGGGACGCGGCGGUGGAUGCGGCGCUGGGCACACGCGGCCGCCCACUCCAGCUGCCGGGCUGCGCACCCCUGCACGCCCCGCGCCCCGACAUGGGGACCCCUGCGAGCGGCCCGGCCGCCCUCGCCUCCUGCAGCCGCAUGGCUUCCAGAGCCGCGAUGGUCGCGGGCUCUUUCCUGCUGCUGGGAUUCCUCAGCUCCAUCACAGCUCAGCCCGAGCAGAAGUCUCCAAAUCUUAUUGGCAAAUACCAUCAUGUUGACCGUGCCACCGGCCAGGUCCUAACCUGUGACAAAUGUCCAGCAGGAACCUAUGUAUCUGAGCACUGUACCAACACCAGCCUGCGUGUCUGCAGCCGUUGCCCCAUGGGGACCUUCACCAGGCAUGAGAACGGCAUAGAGAAAUGCCAUGACUGUAGCCAGCCAUGCCCUUGGCCAAUGAUUGAGAAAUUACCUUGUGCUGCCUUGACUGACCGAGAAUGCACUUGCCCGCCUGGCACGUUCCAGUCUAACGGUACCUGCGCCCCCCAUACGGCGUGUCCUGUGGGGUGGGGCGUGCGGAAGAAAGGGACGGUGUUCGAGGACGUGCGCUGCAGGCAGUGUGCUCGGGGUACCUUCUCUGAUGUGCCUUCUAGUGUGAUGAAAUGCAAAGCAUACACAGACUGUCGGAGUCAGAACCUCGUGGUGAUCAAGCCAGGGACCAAGGAGGCAGACAACAUCUGUGGGACAUUCCUUUCCUCCUCCAGCACGAACUCGCCUUCCCCUGGCACUACCAUCUUUUCUCACCCCGAGCACCUGGAGUCCCUUGAAGUCCCUCCCUCCACUUAUGUUCCCAAAGGCAUGAACUCAACAGAAUUCAACUCUUCUGCCUCUGUUAGACCAAAGGUACCAAGUGACAUCCAGGAAGGGACAGUCCCUGACAACACGAGCUCAGCAACAGGGGAGGAAGGCGUCACCAAGACUCUCCCGAACCUCCAGGUAGUUACCCACCAGCAAGGUCCCCACCACAGACACAUCCUGAAGCUGCUGCCGUCCAUGGAGGCCAGCGGCGGCGAGAAGUCCAGCACGCCCAUCAAAGGCUUCAAGAGGGGCCACGCUAGACAGCACCUCCACAAGCAUUUUGACAUCAACGAACAUUUACCCUGGAUGAUUGUGCUCUUCCUGCUAUUGGUGCUGGUGGUGAUAGUGGUGUGUAGUAUCCGGAAGAGUUCCAGGACUCUGAAAAAGGGGCCCCGGCAGGACCCCAGUGCCAUUGUGGAAAAGGCAGGGCUGAAGAAAUCCAUGACUCCAACCCAGAACCGGGAGAAAUGGGUCUACUAUUGUAACGGUCAUGGUAUCGACAUCCUGAAGCUUGUAGCAGCCCAAGUGGGAAGCCAGUGGAAAGAUAUUUAUCAGUUUCUGUGCAAUGCCAGUGAGAAGGAGGUGGCCGCUUUCUCCAACGGGUACACAGCAGACCAUGAGCGGGCCUAUGCCGCCCUGCAGCACUGGACCAUCCGGGGGCCCGAGGCCAGCCUUGCCCAGUUAAUCAGUGCCCUGCGCCAGCACCGGCGUACGGACGUGGUGGAGAAGAUCCGGGGACUGAUGGAAGAUACCACCCAGCUGGAAGCAGACAAGCUGACCCUCCCUAUGAGCCCCAGCCCACGCAGCCCGAGCCCCAUCCCCAGCCCCAAUGCAAAACUUGAGAAUUCCACCGUCCUGGCAGUGGGGCCUUCCCCGCCGGAUAAGAGCAAGGGCUUCUUCCUGGAUGAAGCGGAACCUCUUCUCCGUUGUGACUCCACAUCCAGCGGCUCCUCAGCACUGAGCAGGACAGGCUCCUUUAUUACCAAAGAAAAGAAAGACACAGUGUUGCGGCAGGUACGCCUAGACCCCUGCGACUUACAACCUAUUUUUGAUGACAUGCUUCACAUCUUGAAUCCCGAGGAGCUGCGUGUGAUUGAGGAGACUCCUCAGGCGGAAGAUAAACUAGACCGGCUAUUUGAGAUUAUUGGAGUCAAAAGUCAGGAAGCCAGCCAAACCCUCCUGGACUCUGUUUAUAGCCAUCUUCCCGAUCUAUUGUAGGGCAGGAGGGUAGAUACUGCCCUCUGGAAAUACUCCAGUUAUAGUGGCAGGGUGGUUUGUUUUGUUCCUGUUUGUUUUCUGGGUGUGUGUGGGUGUGUGUAUGGGUAUGUGUGUGUGUGUGUGUGUGUGUGUCCGAUGUUUUUAGGUUUUUUUUUUUUUUAACCUUUCUGGAAAGUUAGUUUCUAUGCUUUUUCAAAUAGAACUAUUGCAAAAUACCUACCACUAAUUUUUUUUUAAGGUUCCAUAGUUUCUGUUCUGCCUUCUUUUUUAUUUUCAAAAUGAUUCUCCGCACUUUAAAUUUAUUUAACGCACCCACAAAUGCUGUGUGACCUUUCCCCGCACACUGAAUCACGAGGCUCUUAACUUCUUCAAAGCGUAAUGGUAUCUUGUGAGUUCCAUAAUCAGUCUUCACAUCUUUGUAUUCACUACUACUAUUUUUAUUAUUAUUAUUAUUGAUGCUACUAUUUUUUAUUAUUUGUCACUGAUGAAUUUCCUUAAGGAGUAAAGAACUGUACGAUCCUGUUUGAGUUUCUGUCAUGCAAUUAAAAUUUCAGUCAUCUUUUUCAUCUGCCUUGUUGUAUAGUCCAUAUUCAUGGCUGAAACUUGACCACACGGUUACUGAUUGUACGUCUUUCCAUCUGGACUUCAUGUAGUAUGCUGGACUACUCAUGCGUCUCUCACACUAACACGCUCGGGGCCGGAGACAUGAAAUCCUCAAGCCAUCAAGACUUGCAAUUUCAGUGGCUUGAUAACUGGGCCACCAAAGAACUUGAAUCUUUUCAUUUUUUUAUUUUUUAUUUUUUUUUAGUGAUCAAGCUAUUCUGGGACUUAAUGGCUACACUUUGGAAAGUCACAGUUGAGUGCAAGUGGUACCUCUUUCCAUAGGGAAUUUUGCCCAGCUUUGCUUUAAAGGAUGUCUUGUGUUUUAUUCUUAUUACGCAUAUAGUCCAUAGGUCCAGUCUGCCCUUGAGGCCUUGGUCUUGGUGGGUGUCUCUCAUCAAUCACGUUACUUAAAAGUGGCUGCGGCUGUAAGAACUCUUGUCUGAUGUAUUUGCAACUAUGCUCCCAUUUAUAAACGUGGUCUCUAAUAAUGGUCGAGUGGCCAGGUUCUGAUGCGAAGGUGGCAUGGACUCCCUUUGUGUGGGUGGGGCUUCUGGGUGGUGGUGAGGGACUGGUAUCUGAAAAAUGCCUUCAAGUGUACUAAUUUAUUAAUAAAUGUUAGGUGUUUAUUACCCGA
Messenger RNA from Erinaceus europaeus (western European hedgehog), 3546 nucleotides. It is a transcript of the gene TNFRSF21, whose product is annotated as TNF receptor superfamily member 21. NCBI's taxonomy places the organism in Eukaryota, Metazoa, Chordata, Mammalia, Eulipotyphla, Erinaceidae. The transcript has 6 exons. Gene Ontology annotation, biological process: adaptive immune response; negative regulation of B cell proliferation; negative regulation of myelination. The record is from RefSeq and is a predicted model, not a curated record. Bases 348 to 2309 code for a protein of 653 amino acids. Gene Ontology annotation, molecular function: protein binding.